This is a messenger RNA of Aspergillus viridinutans, 894 nucleotides long. RefSeq lists its product as uncharacterized. The transcript has 2 exons. The record is from RefSeq and is a predicted model, not a curated record. Lineage: Eukaryota; Fungi; Ascomycota; Eurotiomycetes; Eurotiales; Aspergillaceae. The coding region runs from base 1 to 894 and encodes 297 amino acids.
AUGGAUAGUACGCAAGAAAAGCAACUCACUCACUCUGCAGAUUGUGGGCCAAAGGUGAAUAUCUUUUGCUCAGUCCCCGGUUUUGCGGUGCCCUAUCCAGAUAGCAUCAAUGAAAAGGUCAACUCCAGCAACACUAUCUUUAACUGGGGAGGCGUGAAGAUAGCGAAGAUAUCUCCUGAAGUUGUGGUUAAAUUCGGAUCCCACGUCACACUCAGUGAGGCUAAAAGCAUGAUAUUUGUUGAAGAAAACACGGAAACUAUACCGGUGCCAAAAGUCUUCGCUUGCUACUCUUACGGUCCAAUACAACGAGAUAUUGAGGACCAUGGUAGUCUGUAUGAUACUUACAUAUUCAUGAGCUUUGUGGAAGGCCAGAGCCUGGAUAAGGCCUGGGAAACUUAUGACAGUAUCACGAAGAACCAGGUUACCAACCAGCUGAAAGGGUACCUCCGCGAACUUCGCCAGAUUAGCAACAGCAACUACAUAGGCUCGGUUGAUUUUGGCCCCGUCACAGAUCCGAUUUUAGAAAGUCACCACGUCAAAGGACCGUUUGCUUCUGAAGAAGCGUUCAACAACGCAAUUAUCGAUGCAUAUCAAUCCAAGGCACCAAAACGUCAAAUUAAGAACUUCUUGGCUGGUAUGCUUUCCCAGAAAAAACACCAGAUCGUGUUCACGCAUGGAGACCUACGUCUUCAGAAUAUCAUGGUCAAGAAUGGAUACGUCAGUGGGAUUUUGGACUGGGAGUUUAGUGGCUGGUAUCCCGAGUACUGGGAGUUCUCAAAAGCUCUCUAUGUUUGGAAAUGGCAAAACGAUUGGAUUGAAUACCUGAUGCAGGUUCUUGAACCUUAUUAUCCUGAAUAUGCAAUCCACUCGUUCUUGACCGAGACACUAUGGUGA